UAGUCUCACUCUGUUUCCCAGGAUGGAGUGCAGUGCCACAGUCUCGGCUCACUGCAACCUCUACCUCCUGGGUUCAAGUGAUUCUCCUACCUCAGCCUGCCAAGUAGCUGGAAUUACAGGCACCCAGCUAUUUUUUGUAUUUUUAGUAGAGACAGGGUUUCACCACGUUGGCCUGGCUAGUCUCAAACUUCUGACCUCAGUGAUCCUCCUGCAUCAGCCUACCAAAGUGCUGGGAUUACAGGCAUGAGCCACCACGCCCAACCAAAAAAUAUAUCUAACUAUCUAUAGGUUUCUUUACCUAGAUAUACCACAAUUACCUCAAUUUUAUCUCAUCUAAAACAUAGUCACUAUCUACCUUCUAUUUGUAUUCUUCUUCUAGCAUCUCCUUGUAUGACCCUGUGCAAGUGGCCUUACUUUUAAAUCAUUUGGCCCAUUUCCUUCAUCUGCCAAAUCAGGAGCUUAUUAAAUGAAAUCAAGAAGAAAAGUGCUGAAUUUUAUAAGACUGAAUAACAAAUUAUUGCAAACAUUGGCUUUAAACAACAACAAAAAAAGUGCAAGUGAAAGUUUAAUUUUUUUGGAAAAAAGCCAAUGAAACUGGACCCUGUCUCUCAUCAUAUACAAAAGCCAACUCAAGAAGGACUAAACGUAAGACCUUACACUGUAAAACUACUAGAAGAAAAUACAAGUAAAACACAUAAGGACAUUGGUUUAGGAAAAGAUUUUAUGGCCAAGACCUCAAACGCACAUAUAACUAAAAUAAAAACAGACAAAUUGGACUAUGUUAAACGAAAAAGCUUCUGCACAGCAAAGAGAACAAUCAACAGAGUGAAGAGACAUCUAUUGAACAGAAGAAAAUAUUUGCAAACUAUUCAUCUGACAAGAGACUAAUAUCCAGAAUAUACAAGGAACUCAACUCAACAAGAGAAAACACAAGUAAUCCCAUCAAAAAGCAGGUAAAGAACAUGAAUAGACAAUUUUCAAAAGAAGACAUACAAAUGGCCAACAAACAUGAAAAAAUGCUCAACAUCACUAAUCAUCAGGGAAAUGCAUAUCAAAACCACAAUUCUUAAUCCUACCCCAAUUAAAAGAACUGUUAUUAAAAAGAAAAUAACAGAAGCUGGAGAGGGUAUAGAGGAAAGGGAACGCUCAUACACGGUUGGUGGGAAUGUGAAUUAGUACAACCACUAUGGAAAACAGUACAGAGAUUUCUAAAACACACACACACACACACACACACACACAAAGAGAACUACCAUAUGAUCUAGCAAUCCCACUACUAUUUGUAUAUCAAAGGGAUAACUGCACCUGCAAGUUUAUUGUAACAUUAUUCACAAUAGGAAAGAUAUGAAAUCAACUUAAAAGACCAUGAACAAACAAAUGGAUAAAGAAAAUGGGAUAUAUACACACAAUAAAAUACUAUUUGGCCAUAAAAAAUAAUGAAAUCAUGUCAGUUGAAGCAACAUGAAUAGAACUAGAGUUUAUUAUGCUAAGUGAAAUAAUCCAGGCAUAGAAAGACAAAUAUCAUAUAUUCUCAUUCAUAUGUGGGAGUUAAAAAGUUUAUCUCAGCCAGGCAUGGUGUUUCAGGCCUGUGAUCCUAGCACUUUGGGAAACCAAAGCAGGAGGAUCACCUGAAUCUCUUAAGUUCAAGAGUUCAAGGUUACAGUGAGCUAUGACAGUGCCACUGCACUGCAGCCUGGGUGAGAGCCAGACCCUGUAAGUAAAUAAGUAAGUUAAGUAAGAAAAUUAUUUAAGCUGAAGGAUAAAAGAAGGGGAGUACCCAGAUUCUCAGGAGGAACACUAUGGUCCAGAAAUUACUGUUACAUCCUCUUCUCCAGGAUUCACUGACUUUCCAGCAGAAGUCUUAAAAAGGGAAGAUGCGCAUAGCUUCCUGCCUGAAUAGCCAUUAAUUGAUGGCUACAGUAAAUACAAAUUGACAGAUUAAAAUGCCUGAUGUAGGACAUUUGGUUGGAUACUUCAAGUAUUUUUUUGAAGGGUAUAUUGCUUAACUUCCCACUGCAAAGGGAAUAAUUCAUAUGAUUAUUUCAGCGAUGAUUUUUUGAAUACUUUUUCAUUAAAAGUACAACUGUGUCAAACAAGGCAAAAACAUUUCUCACACAUAACUGCAGGUGUCAUUAGCCAAUGUGAUACACUACACUGCUGAUUCAGAAAAGAGGUUUAAUAGCAGACCGUUUUUUUCAUCAGAAAUAUCUGAAAAAAAAGCCACCAAGCACUGUAUCAAUUUCUAACUUGUUUUUUAAAAAGAGUGGGCUGCUACAGUGGAUAUGUUCUACAUCUCUUUAGGGCAGUGAUUACAUACAAUUGUCAUAACUUGAUGGACCUGUUGAUAGGAUCUGUGUUUCUUUUAGGUAAUUCAUAACUCAACUUUUUUAAUGAAAAGCGGUAAUUAAUGUUGUAAAGUUAAUACUUGGCACAUUAGAGACCGACUUGUUACAGAGAAAAUAAGUCCCUUCCAUCUUGGGCAUAAAACGGCUUGCCCAGCCUAGCUCCCUGGACAAGUGGGUAACACUGGGAGGCAUACAGAGAGGGGCAAGUGUUAGUGCGAGGUAGGUAGGAGCAAGGCUGCACACGCAGGCUCGUCACCUGGGCAGCCGCCCAAUCCCCGUUUUUCAUUUCUAACAAAAAUAGUGUCCACCUCUUAAUAAUGUUUUCAGGAUAAAAUGAGUUAAGUGGGAUGUUUGUACAAAGCCCUUAGGCAUAGUAGAAAGUAGUAAGUAAAUAUGUGCUACCGCUGUUUAUUAUAAAAGAUGAACAGACUAGUACUACUAUACAUACAUACACACACACACACACAUACACACACACACACACACACACACACACACAGCUACUGCCUAAUAAUCUGACUGGCAAUCCUUCCUAGGACUAUUGAAUAACUAACCGUCAUCAAAAAUGUCUGCCCUUUGAACCAUCACAAGACUCUUCCAAAUUAAAAUGUCUCUAACCCACUUGGAUCCACUCGCCUGUCUAGGACAUAAACCCGUGAGGCACCAGCCCCUGUGACAGAGCCAGACUCGCGCCUCGCCUCACGCCGACUCGCGCCAGCCUUCCCACCACCGCCCGAGCAGCCCGCGCGGUGUCACGUGACCUCUGGUUCGGCCUCUGGCCUUCCUGCCAUAUUCCCGCCCAGUCUCGCCCGCGGUGUCACAUGACACCCGCCCAGCCGCUAACCAAUCCCCUCCCUCCCGGCGUCACGUGGACUGCCUUCUCAGUCACCGGCCUGUUGUCUUGUUCCGCGCUGGAGAAUUCAGAUAGCCGACGCGCCGACCGGCGACUGAGGCGGGAAUGGCCGCUGUGCUGCAGGGCAUCGAGCGUCUGUCCAGUCGAGUCGUGCGUGUGUUGGGCUGUAAUCCGGGUCCUAUGACCCUGCAGGGCACCAACACCUACCUAGUGGGGACCGGCCCCAGGAGAAUCCUCAUUGACACUGGAGAACCAGCAAUUCCAGAAUAUAUCAGCUGUUUAAAGCAGGCUCUAACUGAAUUUAACACAGCAAUCCAGGAAAUUGUAGUGACUCACUGGCACCAAGAUCAUUCUGGAGGCAUAGGAGAUAUUUGUAAAAGCAUCAAUAAUGACACUACCUAUUGCAUUAAAAAACUCCCAAGGAAUCCUCAGAGAGAAGAAAUUAUAGGAAAUGGAGAGCAACAGUAUGUUUAUCUGAAAGAUGGAGAUGUGAUUAAGACUGAGGGAGCCACUCUAAGAGUUCUGUAUACACCUGGCCACACUGAUGAUCAUAUGGCUCUACUCUUAGAAGAGGAAAAUGCUAUCUUUUCUGGAGAUUGCAUCCUAGGGGAAGGAACAACAAUAUUUGAAGACCUCUAUGAUUAUAUGAACUCUCUAAAAGAGUUAUUGAAAAUCAAAGCUGAUAUUAUAUAUCCAGGACAUGGCCCAGUAAUUCAUAAUGCUGAAGCUAAAAUUCAGGAAUACAUUUCUCACAGAAAUACUCGAGAACAACAAAUUCUUACAUUAUUUCGUGAAAACUUUGAGAAAUCAUUUACAGUAAUGGAGCUUGUCAAAAUUAUUUACAAGAAUACUCCUGAGAAUUUACAUAAAAUGGCUAAACAUAAUCUCUUGCUUCAUUUGAAAAAACUAGAAAAAGAAGGAAAAAUAUUCUGCAACACAGAUCCUGACAAGAAAUGGAAAGCUCAUCUUUAAUUUCAGAUUAAAGAAAGCUUGUUUUAUUUUGCUUUGAGAGUAUGGUAUGUUUUCUUAACUAUAGGUUAUUUAUAGAGAAUAUAAAAGUAUAAAACAUUAAAAAUAACCCUAGAUAUACUUUAAAAUAAUAUUUUGCUAAAAUAUGUAAAUUACACUAUAUAGCCAUAUGAUAGGUUAUUUCUCUAACCUUGGUCUUAUAACGUUUUACCAAAAAUUCAGACUCUAAUAAUUUAUCAGUUUUCAAUGGAUUAUGUAAAAUGGUUACUUUAAAAAUAAUAAAAUUUAUCUAAUUUAAACUUGA
This is a messenger RNA of Callithrix jacchus (white-tufted-ear marmoset), 4471 nucleotides long. It is a transcript of the gene LACTB2, whose product is annotated as lactamase beta 2. NCBI's taxonomy places the organism in Eukaryota, Metazoa, Chordata, Mammalia, Primates, Cebidae. Gene Ontology annotation, molecular function: RNA endonuclease activity; single-stranded RNA binding. Gene Ontology annotation, cellular component: mitochondrial matrix. The record is from RefSeq and is a predicted model, not a curated record.